AUGAGUCUCCUCGGCUUCUCUAGUCCGAAGCUCUGCCUCCGGAUCGCAUUGUCGACACGCGUCAUACCGAGGCAGGCAAUAUCCAGCUCAUCCCCGAAGCCGCCGAAACGACCCGGGUUCCUCGAGCGAGUAAAAUGGUACAAAGAGGACUCCGCUUCUCCUUCGGGCACCCGCCGCCCUGCGGUGACUGAAAUCCUCACCAUGUACGAGGAGCUGCCUCCUACAUACCGUGACCGUGACGGUUUGCCGUUCUCGAAAAAAGACCUCACGCCUGCCGAAGUCGCGCGAAUCUUCGGCACUAAACUGAAGCCCGAAUUCGCAAAUACCCUGCUCCGAAUUCUACACGGCCGACGUGUGGCUGGUACUCUCGACGAUCCGGCGUACAAGGCGAAUACGGCAUGUUUUACGAAGAAGCAACAGGAGACAGCAUUGGAGUAUUUGAGACAGAAGAUCCCCGUCGACGAAACAAUGAACUCUGGUUUGAGGGCGCAGGACGAGCUUGAGCAGCUGGAAAAGGAAAUGGCCGGAUUGAAGGAGCCAAGCGAAGAGGCUGCUAGCAACAAGGAAGCGCCGACCAGUGUCGCUGGAGAACCGGAGACAACUAGCGCUUCCCCGAAGGACGACGAGCUUGAGAUUAACUAUAAACCGGACCCCGUUUACGGCCACAGCGCCAUAGAUCUUAUCCGGGCCAAGAACCAAGCUCGCAUCAAGGCAGAGGAGAAGCGUAUGGAAGAAGAGAAGAAGGUCAAGGGGGAACCGGUUGCGGGCACGCUUGAGGCCUAUGUCGAGCGCGGCGCGGUCAGCCCCCGAAUGCAAAAAUGGAUGGAGGAAGGUACUUCCGGCAUCGAAGAAGCCCCCGAGCUCUCCACUUGGGACCGUCUGGCACCUUCCAUCACCUUCGCCAUCCUUUUUGUGGGCUCAUGUAUAGGUUUCGCCAUGAUCUAUAAUCCACCGGAGCCAAAGGAUCGAGUUUUCCCCGAGUUUUCGGCAGGUGCCGUGACGGUCGCCACACUUAUCGGUCUCAACUUGGCUGUGUGGAGCUUGUGGAAGAUUCCGCCCCUUUGGCGACUCCUCAACAAUUACUUUAUGCUCGUCGUCGCCAUGCCCAGGCCCGUCACCCUCGUCACAAGUAUGUUCUCUCACCAGAAGCUUAGCCAUCUGGGUCUCAACAUGGCCAUGCUCUACUACAUUGGAAACCGCCUGCACGAUGAGAUUGGCCGGGCAAACUUCCUGGCGCUAUACCUCUCUUCAGGCGUCAUCGGUUACGUAGCCAGUCUCUGCGUUCAUGGCGCGAGCGUGGCUAGUCUCGGCGCGUCGGGUGCCGUUCUAGGCAUUACGGCUGCCUACUUCUGGCUCCAUCUCUGGGACAAGUUCAGGAUCAUGGGCUUCCCGGCCGAACCAAGCGAGGGUGUGGACGGCGUCGCUUUCCUCAUUUCCGUUUUGCUUUGGAACCUCAUUGCUGCCUUUGCGCCAUCGAAGGCGGCUCAAGCUGAUCUGGCGUCACAUAUGGGAGGACUCCUCUCUGGCAUUGGGUUGGUCCACGUUCUCCAGAAUGUAGCCAAGACAAUUUCCGCGGACGACGCUGAGGACAAGGAUGAGGGCCCUAAUGGCGUCCAAGGAAAGGAUGCAGGCACGUAUGUCGUGCCCAGCGUUAGCCCGGACGCAGGUGUCGACGCGCCGAGCCCGUCGCAGCAACAUGCACCCGGCCAAGAACGGAGAUCGAAGUCUUUCGAUCUGUGGGGCACGAAGCACGGGGGAUCUUAA
Molecule: messenger RNA, 1764 nt
Organism: Scedosporium apiospermum
Lineage: Eukaryota; Fungi; Ascomycota; Sordariomycetes; Microascales; Microascaceae
Exons: 2
Coding region: 1-1764 (587 amino acids)
Cellular component (GO): membrane
Molecular function (GO): serine-type endopeptidase activity
Source: RefSeq, a predicted model, not a curated record